This is a messenger RNA of Closterium sp. Yama58-4, 226 nucleotides long. The record is from the annotation of a GenBank genome assembly. NCBI's taxonomy places the organism in Eukaryota, Viridiplantae, Streptophyta, Zygnematophyceae, Desmidiales, Closteriaceae.
GCCAUACAUCUGGACCUGAGCAGGCAGUUUGGUCAAGAGGAGAGGGCGGACGUGAAGGGGGCAUCGUGAAUUGGGUCAGCCGCCUUUCACCGCGUGGCAUCCCACCGCGCCAUCUACAUCCACCACCUCCUCUCCUUGGCUUCUCCUUGCUCUACAGCGAUAUCGACAUCGCCUUCCUCCACAACCCCCUCCCUUUCUUCAAAAAACCCGACCCAAAUAACAUCGA